GUCACCCUGAUGGUCAGCUGGUCCCACCAUCACAUGACCUGUCAUAUGAAACUUUUUUCACUCUGACAGCGCAAAUCGACGUCGGGCCGUGCAAAUCGAAAACUUUUUCACACUUUUCGUUUGUAGUUUUUGUUCAUUUUUGUGCGUCCACGAAGCGAGAUCCAGGCAACACAAAAAUGUUGUGGAAAUCGCUGAUUGCGUUGUGCGUCAUUGGAGUCGUCUUGGGCGAGCAAACGCCCGUUUUUCUUUGGGGCGCCAACAGCCUGUCGAAGCCAUCGCUGCGCACUGUGCCACAAGCCGAGUUUGCAGAGCAGCUGGCGACUUUGCUGAAAGAUCACAUGGUUGUGGCCUUCGAGGAAAAUGGCCUAAGCAACAAAGAUUUUAUGUGCUCCAACGCCGAGGCCAAGUCGUGCUACGCCCAGCUCCAGGGUGUUAGCCCAAAGACCUAUUACACCAGCGUCGAGAAUCCCUCCGAGGCACUGCGCUCUGCGGCCACCAAGCGUGAGCACAACACCAUCGAUGCCACCGGCAAACUGGCUAAUCCCGUCAAGUGCGAAGUGGGCUCAGCUGUGUUUGUGACCUUCGACGAUGCUGCCGAAACUCGUGCCGCCACUUUGCAGUCGCACGAUACCGCCAUUGCUGCAAUCAGCAAGAAUCUAGAGUGCAAUGUGGCUUAUCUGUAUUUGGCAGCACCAGCAACUGCACCAACUGUGCAGCGUCGUGUGCGUCGUUGGACUGCCGCCGAGACCACUGGCUACCGCUUCGCCAGCAGCUAUCAGUUUCAAAUCACCUUUACAAGUGUUCUUUAUAACAAUGAGGCACUUACUAUUGCCUCUAUGGCCGUCACCAACUCGACAACACCCAACACCAAGUUUUCCGUUACGCUAUCCACCGCGGCUGGCAAAUCCAUUACCUUCGACCUCAGCUAUAGCAGCGCUGAUGGCUACUAUACCCUGAGCAAUGCUGUAUACGACGGAACUGCACUGUACACUCCUGGCGUCAACGCACCCAGCACGUUCUCAUACACCUGCGGCAAUGCCACCUGGUAUGAUAGCACGACCAACAAGCUGCAGUGGAAUUCGCUGCAACUGCAGGCAGGAUUCAAAAGCGGCGCCGACAUCGUUGCCUUUGGCGAUUCAUGGGAUUGCGUCGGCUUCGUUACGCCCGGCAUUCUGAUGGGUCUGUUUGUGCUUGUCAUUUUACUGGUCAUUGUGUUCCUUGGUCUCUGCUGGAUGAUGGACAUCAAGACAAUGGAUCGCUUUGACGAUCCCAAGGGCAAGACCAUUACGAUCAAUGCCAGUGCUGAUUAAGCAAGUGCAGCAUUACAGAAUUCAUUACUGUUUCAUUUACCGUUUUAUGUUUUCUGCAUCAUGUUUACUGCCACAUUUUGAAAAGUGCGCGUAUAUUCAAUAUUCAUUCCUACCUUCAACUACAUAAUAUGUAAUCGAUAUAAUACUUUAACAAUAUCUAUAACAAAACACAAAAAAAAAGAACGGAAAUUAGCGCUCACAAUCUAUAAAUCAUAUAUGUUGAGUACAAUCCCGUAUAUGUGUAAUUUGCGCCCCCAAAGAUCGAGUUCGAGCGAAGGAUCCGAAUCACGUUCAGCAUCAAAUUCCUACCAUCGAAACACGUGACGACCCUCGCAUCAGACUGAUCUUUGUGGCCGAUAAAUUGUUUUGCUUGCUACGACUUUAAUUGAGCUGCUACUGUGUUUGCUGCUACAUUUUUGCUGAAAGGCAGUAUUUCGUUAUAAGUUAAAAUUCGAAAGAAAAUGCACAAAAAACAUAAACUAAACUUAAAAAAGACGCACAAUGCUUGUGCGUGUGUGUGUGCGUACAGCAUUGUAUUUGUGCAAGUGUGUGUAGAAAAUGCAAUUGUUUAAUUUAAAUUCUAAGUGUUUUUUUCAUAUUGUAGUUAUUGUUUCUCAGUAUGCGAACAUUCAUAAUUUAUGCCCUUGUAUGAUAAUUUAUCAUUUGUAUGUACGCUCUGUACACUCGGUUCGCUCGCUAUCUAUGUGUGUAUGCGAAACUCCAGCGCCCAAAAAUAAAGUUUUUCAAUUGUUUUACAAACAUACAAACAACAAGAAAAAGAACAAC
This is a messenger RNA of Drosophila nasuta, 2096 nucleotides long. It is a transcript of the gene VhaAC45, whose product is annotated as Vacuolar H[+] ATPase AC45 accessory subunit. Bases 177 to 1310 code for a protein of 377 amino acids. NCBI's taxonomy places the organism in Eukaryota, Metazoa, Arthropoda, Insecta, Diptera, Drosophilidae. Gene Ontology annotation, molecular function: ATPase activator activity. The transcript has 5 exons. The record is from RefSeq and is a predicted model, not a curated record. Gene Ontology annotation, cellular component: proton-transporting V-type ATPase complex.